This is a messenger RNA of Cuculus canorus (common cuckoo), 3582 nucleotides long. It is a transcript of the gene HADH, whose product is annotated as hydroxyacyl-CoA dehydrogenase. Gene Ontology annotation, biological process: fatty acid beta-oxidation. The record is from RefSeq and is a predicted model, not a curated record. The transcript has 8 exons. Gene Ontology annotation, molecular function: NAD+ binding; (3S)-3-hydroxyacyl-CoA dehydrogenase (NAD+) activity. Gene Ontology annotation, cellular component: mitochondrion. Bases 55 to 996 code for a protein of 313 amino acids. Lineage: Eukaryota; Metazoa; Chordata; Aves; Cuculiformes; Cuculidae.
CCGGGGCGGUGCGCGCGCCCUCCGCCCCGCCCGGCCCCGUGCGCGCUCUCCGCCAUGGCCUUCGCCACGCGCCCCUUCGUCCGCGCCGCCUCUUCCGCGGCCGCCGCGGCCGCCGCCAAGAAGCUGGUGGUCAAGCACGUGACGGUGAUCGGCGGCGGUCUCAUGGGCGCGGGCAUUGCCCAGGUUGCAGCAGCCAGUGGUCACACUGUGGUGUUAGUAGACCAGUCAGAUGAAAUCCUUAAAAAGUCUACAAAAGGAAUUGAAGAGAGUUUGAAGAGAAUGACAAAGAAGAAAUUUGCAGAUAAGCCUGAGGCUGGUGCCGAGUUCAUUGAGAAGACUUUAAAGAACCUCACAACAAGCACAGAUGCAGUAGCAGUGGUUCACAGCACGGAUCUGGUGAUAGAAGCCAUUGUGGAGAACCAGGAAGUUAAAAAUGAACUCUUCAAGAGGCUGGAUAAGUUUGCUCCAGAGCAUACGAUAUUUGCGAGCAACACCUCAUCCUUGCAAAUCACGGAGUUGGCUAACUCAACCACCAGACAGGACCGAUUUGGUGGUCUCCAUUUCUUCAACCCUGUGCCUAUGAUGAAGCUUGUGGAAGUCAUCAAGACUCCAAUGACCAGCCAAAAGACUUUUGAAUUGCUUAUGGAUUUCAGUAAAGCAGUAGGAAAGAGUCCUGUCAGUUGUAAGGACACUCCAGGGUUUAUUGUAAACCGUCUCUUGGUGCCAUAUAUGAUGGAAGCUGUUCGACUUUUUGAGAGAGGAGAUGCAUCAAAGGAAGAUAUUGAUGUUGCUAUGAAGCUUGGGGCUGGUUAUCCCAUGGGUCCAUUUGAACUGCUGGACUAUGUUGGGUUGGAUACCAGUAAAUACAUUAUAGAUGGAUGGCAUAAAUUAGACCCCAACAAUCCUCUUUUUGCACCCAGCCCACUCCUGAAUAAACUGGUAGAAGAGAAGAAGCUGGGUAAAAAGACUGGAGAAGGAUUUUACAAAUACAAAUGACCUCCAGACCUCAAGAGGUGUUAAAACGAUGUUUGUAUGCUACUCAGCUUUGCCAUAUUACAGGUGAAUUCUGUUCAGACCUUCCCAAGGAUGGCACAGCUGCAUUUAGAACAUAACUCACCUCUGAACUGAGUGCACUAGGUAGCUAUUUCUCUGCUGAAAGCUUGAUUUGGUAGAUUAUUUUUUUUCUGGUAAUUCUGAAAAGCUUUAUAUGUACAGUGCCUUCUUGCAGUUGUUGAUUUUUCAGGUGCGGAACAGAAUGAUAAGUAUGGGAAACAUUGUUAUUGGGAAAGUCCUAAAAAUAACUGCACUUUCUUAAAAAUAAAAUUUUUAAGAAUCCUUUAUCGAAUGUCAUGGCUUGGAGUUGAUGUACUUGGUUGUAGUCCACUGGGUGGCAGUCUGUUUUCACUCUCGCAGACAUAAGGAUGGAAAGACAGUAAGUUGUUUUAGGAUUUUUCUUAAAUGCAGUGCUAAUCCGUAGGUGUAAAUUACAGUGCCUUGAACAGUAACUUUUUGAAUGUCAUGUUGUUCAAGAAAAAAAUACAAAUCCUGCAAUGGCAGGCUGUCACCUGGACAGAAAGUUCCCAAUACAGCAUUUAAAAGCAGAAUUGGUGAUUUUCUGACAUUUUCAAUUACCAGUUGAGGGCCUUAUUUCACUAGGUGCUGCAUAAAUAAUAAUAAAGAAGUAAUUUCUUUUCUGAAGGGCCUAAUACAUAGUUUAUUUUUUUUAUUAGGUAAGCUAGGAGACUGAUCAAAGCUUCUGUAUGCUUUCUAGAGUCCUGUAAAUUUGCUUUAUUUACUGCCUACUCGUUUUAAGUGUGAUUUUGCACACUACACUACUGCUGUAGUUGAGUGCUGUUGCAAAUGAGUUUUUUAGAUAAAAGUCAUAUUUAGAUGAAAGUGUGAUUUAACAGAGUUCAAUGACAAGGUCAUGCUGUUACAUGGAGGAAACGUACAAAGAAAAAUGGGAAUAUAGUCCAUGUGGAGUGAUUUACACAUGGACUGGGGAUGCAUCAAGUCAUGAUGUUCAGAAUGGACCCUCUUGCUUUCUAAACUCCUUCUCCCAGGAAUCUAGGUGCAGCUGAAUCCAAUCCUAGUCCCAGACUUGGUUGACGGUGUAUGGCUAAGAUGUAUAGAGGGUAAUAGUUCUAUGUGUUUAGAGCUAAAAGGAUUGUAUGUGCACACCUGAUCCUCUGUAUCUCUUAACUAGGAUUUCAAAGUUUAAUUGUGCUGCUCCACUUACCUUGCUGACUCUGCCAGGUGUCAUUCCUUCUGAAGUCCGAAACUGAGGUUUCAUGAAACAGACUCAGGCAUAGGAUUUCAUAAAAUAAAUAACUUAAUAGAGCAGUACAGCAGCAUGUUCAGCUCCAGAGAGAGUGACGACACGAAUUAAGAAAUCCCUGGGCAAUUAUACCCUUACAGACUUAUUUAACUGCCCCUCAUAUGAUGGUUUGAUCCAGUAUUAAUAUUCGGAUCUGAGGUUUUCUGGUUCCUUAUUGGAUUCCUUCGCUGUCUUUAAGACAGAUUGUUAUCUUGUCUUAGUUGCAGCUGUUGUUGAUGGUCUCUAGCUUCGAAGCAUGUAUAUCUUGUGGGUUUUGUUGACUCUCAGUUUCAUCUGAGUAGGUUGUAUGCCGUGGGAAGGUUUUAAGUGGAAAAUCAGAGCUUGUGGCCUAGUGCUUCAGUAAGUCGUAGAAUCAGAAUUAUAGAAUCACCAGGUCUGGCUACUCGUGCUAAGAAAGUUUAAGCAAAGCUAGGCCAACAGCAUUCUAAAUCACACAAUAUUGUAACUCUAAAUGAUUUAUGCUAUUUUAAAUACUACUUAUUUAAGCUAAACAACUAAUCCCUGCUAGAGAGGAGGAUUGCUUAGUGCGCAGUCCAAUUGCUGUCCAGGGAGAAUUCAAAUGGGGCUCACCACCAAUCUGUUGCUUGUAGAAGAUCUCAGUGCUUUGAGAAGGACCCUUGAGAGGCAUCCCAGCACAUGAGAUCAUUGCCACACAGCCACACUGCCUACCAGAGGGGUCUCAAAGAAGGCUCACUUUGGCAGUUAUAUUUAUGACAAAACUAUUUAUGAUCAUAUUGAUGAUAAAAGUGGCUGGCUCAUAGUCAAAUUGCAUAAUAUAGGAGAGAUAUGCACAAGGCUCCUUAUACUCACAGUUUAUCCACAUUCACUGUGUCACUGUGCUCCUUGUGGGUUUCCUGGAGGAGUUCUUGGCCCUAUUGUGGACAGGCCUUUAUCUCCUCUGGAACGUGACCCAAACUGCUGCUGGUUUGGCUAAGGCGGGCCAGGAAUCAAGUGCAUCCCUCACAGCUACUUCAGGGAAUUGAAAUUAGAGUCUGUGCUGUGUAAACAAAUAGGUGUGUCUAGCUCUGUGAGGCACCUUCUGUUUUGCAAAUUUAUUUCCUUGGGGCUUAGCAGAGACUGGAUUUGUUCAUGGCUGGAGUGCUGCAAAUCCUGCCUUUUGUCAAAAUAUUGCAGAGCAAGUUGGCAUGAGGGUUAGAGUUCAGUUCAACCGAGCAGUAGCCUUCUCUUACUUUAUGUAUUUUGGAUCUGCAAACUGAGUGCUUAUAUGUAUUUUUUCAUUAAAG